This is a messenger RNA of Suillus fuscotomentosus, 981 nucleotides long. Its product is annotated as mitochondrial carrier domain-containing protein. The coding region runs from base 1 to 981 and encodes 326 amino acids. The record is from RefSeq and is a predicted model, not a curated record. Lineage: Eukaryota; Fungi; Basidiomycota; Agaricomycetes; Boletales; Suillaceae. Gene Ontology annotation, cellular component: mitochondrial inner membrane. The transcript has 5 exons. Gene Ontology annotation, biological process: transmembrane transport.
AUGAGUUCUACUGUCUCUCACCAGCGAGACAAACGUUCAUUCGACUAUGCUAUUCGAUCUGGAAUUGCUGGUGGUUUGGCAGGAUGCAUCGCAAAGACGGCUGUGGCCCCCCUUGACAGAGUUAAGAUCCUUUUCCAAGCCUCAAAUCCUGAUUUCCAGAAGUAUGCUGGAACUUGGACUGGAGCUUAUCGAGCUGGACUCGCAAUAUACAGAGAUGGUGGUGCCAGAGGAUUACUUCAAGGCCACUCCGCAACUCUUCUACGCAUAUUUCCAUACGCAGCCAUAAAGUUUAUGGCCUAUGACCAAUGGAGAGCGCUUGUGAUACCUGACAGGGAUAAAGAAACAAAUUUCAGACGGUUUACUGCUGGCGCUCUUGCAGGCAUGACCUCCGUCACUUUCACCUACCCACUCGAGUUGGUCCGCGUGCGCAUGGCGUUCCAUAGUCGACUGUCUAGCUCUUCCGACCAGACGCGCCCCUCCUUUCUCAGAGCUAUGCGCGUCAUAUAUAAUGAAGGUUCCACGUCUUCCCCUGCAACGCGGACCACAGCGGCGCAGAUCUUUGAAAGCUUUCCCGUUUCAAAAUUUUACCGUGGCUUUAGCGUGACCAUGGUGGGCAUGAUUCCCUACGCCGGCACGGCAUUUCUCACUUGGGAUUUCUUGCGUGCGCAUUUCUUCCCAGUCAUAGAUGACCACUCCAAGCGACCCCACCCUUUGGCAAAUCUCGCCAUUGGUGCUGUUUCUGGUGCAAUUUCGCAGACUGUGUCGUAUCCUUUUGAGGUUGUUCGUCGGCGAAUGCAAGUCGGAGGUUUGACUAGACCAGAUAGGUGGCUACGGUGGGGAGAGACUGUGCGUGCUGUGUACGCAAGUGGAGGGUGGAGAGGUUUCUACGUCGGAUUAGGAAUAGGUUACUUGAAGAUCAUACCCAUGACUGCCAUCAGUUUCGCUGUUUGGCAAGGAGGCAAAAGCCUGUUGGGUGUCUAG